CGAUCGCAAAACUCUCCGCAGACACCCCCGAAGCUGGGUAUCCAUGCCAAUUCAUCCUUUGCGCGACAUACAGAGAUUUGAAGGAUGCUGCCCACGCCGGACACGUCGCAUGUCGACUACGAUCAGAUCUAUGAACCCGCCGAAGACUCGUAUCUCCUCCUCGAUACCCUAUCCUCGUCCACCGAGACAUCUUUCCUACACUCGCACUUCCGAUCUGGUCAUGCUCCACUAGUCGUCGAGGUCGGCACUGGCAGUGGUGUCGUUCUCGCAUUCCUUGCUGCAAACAGCAAAACCAUCUUCGAUCGCUCUAUCUGCACGCUAGGCACAGAUCUCAACAGAAGGGCUUGUGUUGCUGCAUCCACGACUGUGCAGAAGGCUUGCGACAAACAAGAUGCGCCCUUCUUGACUGUCGCCAAUGCGGACCUCACUUCUGCUCUGAAAGAUGGCGAGGUGGAUGUUUUGGUGUUCAACCCACCUUAUGUCCCUGCCGAGUUGCCAGAUCUGAGCUUGCAUGCCCGAUACAAUACUGCUGAUGGACUGUCUUCGAGUGAGGCUUUCGAUCGUGACUCGCAUUUGCUUGCUCUGAGCUAUGCUGGUGGUGUAGAUGGUAUGGAGGUCACAGAUCGUCUGCUCGAUGAGGUGCCGCGUGUCUUGAGUCAACGGGGCGUUGCAUAUGUCCUUUUCUGCGCCCAGAACAAGCCCGAAGAUAUCAAGAGCAGGAUAAGACAAUGGCCUGGCGGCUGGGAAGCAGAGACUGUCGGAAGCUCGGGCAAAAAGGCUGGAUGGGAAAAGUUGUGCAUCGUCAGACUCAUGAGAAAAGGAGCAGACUGAAGAGAAGAAGAAGGAAGUCAAAGAUUGGAAAACAUCUACACAUCCUGCUAUCCCGGACCUUGCCCAAAAACGCGGCUUUGAUACCCAGCAUCGAUCCUGUUCUAGAUUGACAGGUUGGCACACGCAAACGCAGGCCGAGUGCUGCCGGCAUAAUCAUCAAUGAUGGCCUCGACAGCAGCAUACAAGCCAGGUCCCAAGAGGAACAAUCCGCAGAUCAUGACAAACACAUGAACAACAGUCAUGACGCUUCUCGAAGCACUGCUGAACAGCUUCCCACUGUACAUCUGCC
Aureobasidium subglaciale EXF-2481 is the source of this 1120-nucleotide messenger RNA. RefSeq lists its product as uncharacterized. Gene Ontology annotation, biological process: methylation. Bases 85 to 831 code for a protein of 248 amino acids. The transcript has a single exon. The record is from RefSeq and is a predicted model, not a curated record. Gene Ontology annotation, molecular function: S-adenosylmethionine-dependent methyltransferase activity; protein methyltransferase activity; nucleic acid binding. Lineage: Eukaryota; Fungi; Ascomycota; Dothideomycetes; Dothideales; Saccotheciaceae. Gene Ontology annotation, cellular component: eRF1 methyltransferase complex.